GCUUUGCGUCCGUGCAAUUGUCAUAAAGCGUGCAAAGUAAAGUUAAGGGUGUAACGGUAACUUAUAAUACUACUCUAUAGAUGCAUGUGCAUGCCUGUGCGUGGUUUGAAUCUUAUGGAUACAAGUUUUAGAUGCUAAAUUGCUGAAACAUUAUUGAUGCGAUGUACAAUGGCAAUUUCGAAACUUGAGGUAUCGUCUGCAAGAACUAAUUUACUCAAAACUGUGCGGAGUAAAAGGGCAACUCUAGGACUUUUAUUUGUUCUAAAUGCGGGUUUUAUUUUUACAUAUAUCAUAAAUCCCCUUCCAGAAAAAGACAGUAAUUCUACCGAUUUUGUAAAAAAUAAUACUCUCCCGCCAUUUGCUUAUCUCCCAGAUUUUUGUAAUUGCGUCGAAACAGCUAACAAAUAUCGUAUGACAAGCACAAAGUUUACGAGGGCAAGAUCAAAAUUUUUACCAAAAUACAGAGUUAUACUGGUUCGUAUUAGAACAUACAAUAAGAGAAACAUCCCGAAAUUAAAUGGUGGAGAUAUCAUUUUUGCGUGGGCAAGACAGAUGUAUGGUGACGGUAUGGUUCCGGGAAAUGUUAUCGAUCAUCGGAACGGUUCAUACACGGGUUUUAUCCGAGUUUUCUGGACAGGAAAAACUAAUGUUCAUCUGAGGCUGGUUUCAGCAGUCGAGAAUACGUGUCUUCGCUAUAAAGCUCUAAAUAAGUACGGUGACAUUGUAUUUACUCUCAGACAACCCUAUGGAUUGAGGGCCAUUUAUUCGUAUAACAAUUCGAAAGUUUUGGCGCCGUGUAAUACUAACAGCUUUAUAUAUGGAAGCUCUCGGGUAUGUAAUUUUACGACUUUGAACGGAGGGAUGUCGUGGUAUUGUGGACUGCCUGCUGGAGGCCAAUUCCAGUGUAAAGACCUUCAAUCAUUCUCACUUGGUUCAUUUAAGAGCCGUGCUCGUAGUGUUGAAGAUAAAAUCCGAUCUCCGGGACACGGUAUAUUCAUGAUACCGAUGUCAGUAGACGUAACGUUUAAGUCGGAUACUAACUCAUCUGUAACUUGUAAUGAAAGAACGCCAUUGGAGUCUUGGACAGAGAAAUCUCCGAUUGGAUUCUUUUUGAAACGUCUCUGGAUUCCGACGAACUGCAAAACCAAUUUCAAACACACAAUUGCAAAUUAUAGAACAUGCCUUCAAAACAGAACGUUGAUUUUUCUUGGAGAUUCAACAGUAAGGCAGUACAUUAACUUCUUUAUUAAGGAUAUAUUAGGAUUAGAUGAAACAAUAGAGAAAGGAUUAACUUUUGGACCUAACUUUCAAACCUACCAUGGUCACCACACGUUUACAAACCACGGAAUAACACUGAUUUACAGGAAACAAGCUAUGCCUUUGCAUUUCGCAGGUGGUGAAAUACCUAUAAAUAAUAUUCAAUCCUUUCCCCAAAUACUUGACUCAAUAACUAAUAGUGAUAUACUAGGUAGUUCUAUAGUUGUUCUGUUAAACUACCACGCCCAUUUUACUUCAUAUCCCCCCGAAAAAUAUCGUGAACGUCUGAAAUAUUUAGUCGCUUCGUUAAAACGCCUCUUCUAUUCAAAACCGGAAGCUAAGGUAUUUUUCAAGGGGCCUUCUCCGUGUAUUUCAGAUUCAAAAUGGUGGGAUCCAUACAUUUCACUUGUUUAUAAUAAGAUUCUAACUGAGGAAUUUACUGACAUUCUGGAUAAAGUAACUUACCUGAACAUAUGGGAAAUAAGUGUUGCCCAUAAUGUGUUAGACGUUCAUCCACAGGGCCAAGCCUUGAAAAGUCAGUUACAUCAGUUCAUGACAUUUCUUUGUUAAUUGUUUCCUUUGCACUUGCAAGAGCAGUCGUGACGUUCUUUAGAAUAUAUUUCUGAGGCUUAAUGUGCCCUGAAGGGCUCACCUUGUAAUAACGCUGGAUUGUGCAAGAAGUAAAGCAGAACGAUGCAAAAUGGAAUAUACUAAUAAAAAGUACAACACAGUAAAAAAAUAACAAUAUAUUUCAUUUUAAAUCAAAUUGAACGAAACAAAUUAGUGCAUACGUCUGCCAAGACAAGAUAAUUUUACCUUCGUUACACACAUUUACGGGAAUGUCUUUGGAAAUCAAGAUCAUUCGUGAGAAAGACGGCCUGGAAACCAUAUUAACGGCGAUUUUUUAUUCGUCGACGUACGCGCAUGUAAUACUGAGGUAUUCUUGCUUUUCGGUACACAUAAAACGUUUGCCAAGCUAUAAUUUUAAUAUUUUACUUAACUAAAUGAUAAAAUGUAAUAUCAAAAUUUAAUCAGACAAUUUUUAGGUGGUAACCAGCGUUCCCUCAGAGACAAAUAAUAUAAUUGUGUCUAAAUUACAGCCGUUCUCUACUUUCAGUAUUAUGUGUACAUUCGGUAUGAUAGCCAGGUCGUCUCUGACGAAUGAUCUUAAUAGUAAAGACUUCCCGGAAUUGUGGGUAAUGGUAUAAUGAAUUAGCAGCCGUAUGAGCUAUUCACUCAUUUUAUUUUAGAUCCGUUUACAGACCGUGCUGUAUGUUAUCGCUAAUUCUGAUUUUGAACAGACUAUUCCAAGUUCAAAGCAAGGAAAACGUAGCUGGCGAAGGUUUAAGCGAUAAAGCAAGACGCAUUCCGCUUGAAAUAAUUGUGUUGUGUUACUUAAGAUUUUCCAUAAUCCUAGCCGAUGGGUAUAUAUAAUACCACUGUUUGUUAUUGAAUAAAACAUAUAACAUUUUUAUAGCAAACAAUACAUGAAAUACAAUGGAAAUGUAUGGAUUUUACUUAUGUUUAUACAAUAAUACAAUAAUAAUAAUACAAAGGUUUUCUGAAUAGCUUAAACAUUAAAGAAUGUCUGUUAGUUUCUCAGUAGAUUAGCAUGAUAUAUAAAUUUACAUAGAUUCUGAACAGUUUUCUCGUUAGUUUCCACUUAACAAGUUUUUGAUUUUUUGUAAGUUAGGCCAGGUAUAAUAAUAAUGUUUUAAAAAGUCUACAUUUUGGGCAUAUAAGUAAAAAUAAUAUUCAUUUUCGAUCAUAUUAGAAUAACAAUUCCGUCCCAGGAAUAUUUAUGUAGCGCACGCGUACUAUUGCCAAAUCAUCUGAAUGAAUAUGUACGAAAUUUAGUUAAAAAUAUUCUGAAUGUUGCUUCCUGUAUUAGUUACCCGCACUCCAGAGCAUGCCCAUUGAUUUGCUCAUUUUUGCUAGCGUUUACUUAUUGUGACGGAAGAGAAAGGGAAAACGAUAGAAAUAUCAUAUUCAGAUGCUCGAUCAUUUGUUACUUUUUUCUGGGGUUUCAUAUUGUGACAACAGGGAACGUGUUUAUAUGUUUGACGAUGAUACAAAAAAGAGCAUCAAAACACUCGGAAAUCUGAUUAAUACUCUAGGGUUACGCCCUCUCGUACAUAUCCUCGUGUUCCGAUGCUCUAUCUAUUACAUAACGACCGCUUAACAGGUCCUCUGAAUUCAUAAUUUUACCAUGAAAUUAAUUAUAUAUAAAGGUAAAGUAUUCCAUGUUUAGGAUUAGAAAACUUUUUUAUGUUUAAAUAAACAUUUGUCAGCCUUUAUAUAGUUUUAUCUACAAUUAUUAUAUUAUGGAUACAUAUUACAAAAUAAUUAUCUUACAGUUGCCUUCUUUAUAUCAGAAUCUAGGUAAGUUCUGUUUUCAUUUUGUGUUACUUAACUCAAGAAGUGCAUUUACCUUACCCUAUUACAUAACGAAAUCACACGAAUAACAAGAAUUUACAAAUAACACCUGGUUUGUCCACUAAUGAAUAACAAGAGCGUAGCGGUUGGUAUCUUUGAAUGGCUUUGGAAUGCUUCCUUAAACGUGAUAAA
Ruditapes philippinarum (Manila clam) is the source of this 3825-nucleotide messenger RNA. Its product is annotated as NXPE family member 3-like. The transcript has 2 exons. Bases 157 to 1827 code for a protein of 556 amino acids. NCBI's taxonomy places the organism in Eukaryota, Metazoa, Mollusca, Bivalvia, Venerida, Veneridae. The record is from RefSeq and is a predicted model, not a curated record.